Molecule: messenger RNA, 879 nt
Organism: Perkinsus marinus ATCC 50983
Lineage: Eukaryota; Perkinsozoa; Perkinsida; Perkinsidae
Exons: 9
Coding region: 85-846 (253 amino acids)
Source: RefSeq, a predicted model, not a curated record
UCCACAGGUGGGGAGCCUUUGUUAUUACAUUAUCGCUCAGCACCGAACGUGCUCGUGAGAUCGGCGAUAUUAUGUUCCUCUGCUAUGCCGUAUCUGUUGCCUCCUCAACCACUUCUAAUCAAAGAUCCCGAAACUGGGGAAAUAACUCGAUACACAGGAGGAGGUGCUUUCGCCUCAGAAAACAGUUAUUUCAUGGACGGAUCAUUGCAAGCUGAUACUCCUCAAGAAGGACUCGGUGAGAUGUUCCAUGCGCAUGUAUUUAUUACUAGUCAAGUGAACCCGCAUAUUAUACCGUUUUUCUUCUGGAAUAAGGGGGAGGCGGGACGACCACUGAACUUCUGGCGUGAAUGGAGAGGAGGAUUUUUGCUCAGUUCGUUGGAGGUUUUCUUGAAGGAAGAGUUGAGGAAGAAUGCCCGUCUUGUGAGCCAGCUGGAGCUCCUCCCCCAACAUUACUCUGCGGACUGGUCGAGACUCUUCUUGCAGACUUUCGAUGGGAAUAUUACCGUCACUCCACCUACGUUGAAGUUCUGGUACUUCACCCAGAUUAUGACCAACCCUACACCUGAAGUUAUGGAGGAUUACUUCCAGGAAGGCCGACAGAUGAUAUUCCCGAAAAUGGAAAUGAUUCGGCUGCGGUUCAAAGUUGAUAAUGCUAUCACUAGACUCCAUAGAGCGGUCCAAGCUAGAUGGAGUGUAACGCCUUUGAACCGACCCCCUCCUGAGGCGGUGGAAGAGUUGGGAGAUAACGAGGAAAGUACACCGUCGUCGUUGGAUAUGAUCAGAUCAGAAGCGGGAAGGUACACUCUUAGACGGAGAGCUUCCAGUCGUAAAGUGAGUAGGAUGUGAUGAGUCUAGCUGCAGUUCAUUUCGUGCAUUAAC